Messenger RNA from Sinocyclocheilus anshuiensis, 3508 nucleotides. It is a transcript of the gene drp2, whose product is annotated as dystrophin related protein 2. Lineage: Eukaryota; Metazoa; Chordata; Actinopteri; Cypriniformes; Cyprinidae. The transcript is spliced from 25 exons. The record is from RefSeq and is a predicted model, not a curated record. Gene Ontology annotation, molecular function: zinc ion binding; protein binding. Gene Ontology annotation, biological process: synaptic signaling. Gene Ontology annotation, cellular component: plasma membrane. The coding region runs from base 138 to 3122 and encodes 994 amino acids.
UCAUCCUGGAGUGAAUGAAGAAUACGCGCACACCUCCGGGAUUACAGCUCAUGCGUUAUCAUGAAUAGAGGCAGGUGCACAACUUCAAACGAUGAAUUCUGCGAGCGCAAAACUACGCGAUCUACCUCGCUCGGCUGAUGUCCUUGUUCAUGUAUGAGACAUUAUUCGUUCAUCGCCGUCUGCCCGAUCAUCACUUCUCCACUCUCAUCCCGCAGCUUUCCUCUUUUCAUCUGUGCGUCCGUGUAAAAUGGAAAUCUGAAGCGCUCCACUUUCGCAGUUUCUCACCUUUCAAAGAAAAAGCUGCAGGGCGGCCCUCGUGGCCGGGAUGCCACUGUGUACCCUGUCAGUCGGCGGUGGAUCCUGAGGGGCAGGAGCUGCCCACCCAGUGCAGGGGGCAGAGGAACAAGCACCCUGACCUCGACAUGAAUCUCUGCUGGAACGAGAUCAAACGCAAAUCCCACAACAUCAGGGUACGGCUGGAGGCCUUUUCGGACAACAGCGGGAAGCUCCAGCUGUCCCUGCAGGAGAUCAUCGAAUGGCUGACAGCUAAAGACGAGGAGCUGUCCGAGCAGCUGCCCAUAGGUGGUGAUGUGGGAGCGGUGCAGCACCAGCGGGAGUUCCACCAGGCUUUCAUGGAAGAUGUCAAAUCCAGAGGGCCCUACAUCUACUCGGUGUUGGAAUCAGCUCAGACCUUCCUGGCACAACACCCCUUCCAGGAGCCUGAGGAGACAUUGCCUGAUGGCAAAGAAGGCUCUCCUCGCCGGCGAAUGCUGAAUGUAAGUCGCUCCGUAUGGAAGCAGGCCAAUGUGGCCAGUGACCUGUGGGAGAAGUUGACGGCGCGCUGCAUGGACCGACACCGGCACAUGGAGCGAACCCUGGAGAGGCUGCUGCAGAUCCAGGCCGCCAUGGAGGAGCUGGCUGUGGCUCUGGAGCAGGCGGAGGGAGUAAGGGACGCCUGGGAGCCUGUGGGAGACCUGUUUAUUGAUUCGCUGCAGGACCAUAUAGACGCUACCAAGCUAUUUAAAGAAGAGCUGACCCAGGUGAAGGAAGGAAUGAAACACAUAAAUGACCUGGCCCACCAGCUGGCCAUAUCUGAUGUGCACUUGUCCAUGGAGAACGCCAGAGCUCUGGAGCACCUCAACAACAGAUGGAAACUUCUGCAGGGGUCUAUUGAAGAACGUCUGAAACAGUUGCAAGAUGCCCACAGAGAUUUUGGCCCCGGAUCACAGCACUUUCUUUCCAGCUCUGUCCAGAUUCCUUGGGAACGUGCCAUAUCCCCCAACAAAGUGCCAUACUACAUCAACCAUCAGGCUCAGACAACCUGCUGGGACCAUCCAAAGAUGACUGAAUUAUACCAAGCUCUGGCGGACCUGAACAAUAUCAAGUUCUCUGCAUACCGGACUGCCAUGAAGCUGAGGCAUGUGCAGAAGGCUUUAAGAUUGGACCUGCUGAAGUUAAGCAGCGUGGUGGACGUGUUUCGAGAACAGGAGCUGCAGCAUGCCGAGCACGUGAUGGAUGUGGUGGAGGUCAUUCACGCUCUCACUUCCCUGUAUGAGAAACUAGAGGAGGAGAGGUCCGUCCUGAUCAAUAUCCCCCUGUGCGUCGACAUGUGUCUCAACUGGCUGCUGAAUGUUUACGACAGAAUGAGCAGCAUGCAUGAGGAUGAUAAUGACAAGCUCUCAGUCAAACAAGAAAGCCAAACAAGUGGUCGUAAUGGUAAGAUGCGAGUGCUCUCCUUCAAGACGGGCCUGGUUAUUCUAUGCAAUGCAGACAUCCAGGAAAAGUAUAAAUACCUUUUCAGACAGGUGUGUGGUCCAGGUGGACUGACAGAUCAGAAACAUCUCAGCCUGUUACUACACGAGGCUAUUCAGAUCCCUCGGCAGCUCGGGGAAGUGGCGGCAUUUGGAGGAAGCAACGUGGAGCCCAGUGUCCGCAGCUGCUUUCGAAUGGCUCCAGGUAAGUCAGCUAUCGAGGUGUCUCACUUUCUGGAGUGGAUGAGCCUAGAGCCUCAGUCUGUGGUGUGGCUUCCUGUUCUACACCGGGUAACUGUGGCCGAGACAGCCAAGCACCAGGCACGCUGCUACAUCUGUAAGCAGUGCCCUAUCAAGGGCUUCAGAUACCGAAGUCUGAAACAGUUCAAUGUGGACAUCUGCCAGACGUGUUUUCUGACAGGCCGGACUACCAAGGGCAAGAAACUACACUACCCCAUCAUGGAGUACUACACCCCGACGACGUCAGGCGAGAAGAUGCGGGACUUCGCAAAGACGCUAAAGAACAAGUUCCGCUCGAAGCAGUAUUUUAGUAAACACCCUCAGAGGGGAUACCUGCCCGUUCAGUCAGUACUGGAGGUGGAGAGCUCUGAGACCUCAUCAGGCUGGGAGGCCAUCUGGCUGCUCAGGCCCUGCUCAUCUCCCAGGCUGCCUCAUGCGGACACACACAGCCGGAUUGAGCAUUUUGCCAGCAGGUUGGCAGAAAUGGAGAACCAGAGCUGUUCCUUUUUCACCGACAGUCUCUCUCCAGAUGAAAGUUUGGAUGAAGAUCAGUACCUCCUACGUCACUCCAGCCCUGCCCUUGAGCAGGACUCCCCCCACGGCCACCUGCUGGCCCACCUGGACUGCCAGGAUAGAGAAGAGCUGCAGCGCACCCUCCAACGCCUGGAGAACGAGAACAGGGUGCUGCAGGGUGAGUAUCGGCGGCUGAAGUGGAAGCAUGAAGAGGCAGCAUCUUCACCCCAGCUGCUGGAGUCGGGUCCCGGUUCACCGGCCGGUCAGCAGGACGAGGAGCUCCUAGCCGAGGCUCGAGUCCUUCGACAGCACAAGACCCGCCUGGAGACGCGCAUGCAGAUUCUAGAGGACCACAACAAGCAACUGGAGUCCCAGCUACACAGACUCAGAGAACUACUGCUGCAGCCCAAAGACGACUCGGAGGCCAAUGGCUCAGAUCCUUCUUCUCUAUCGUCUCCUGUGUCAGGGGGUGGCCACCAGGGGGAGCCUCCCAGUAGAGAGACCACAGACACAGAAGCUGCAGGUGAAGAUUUGGAUCAUGAGCAGGACACCGUACUGCAGCUGCAGCAGGUAAUCGAACAGCUGAGGAACGUCUUCCCAUCUGAGCCAGGUCCAUGAGGAACCUGAAGCAAAACUCAGAGGCCUAAAAUUGUGCAGGCGUCGUAUUGCUCAUCUUAUUGUGGGCAGGGUCUUGAGAAUGCAGGGCUGGCGAAUCCAUGGACAGACGAGGCGGCAGCGAGAAGAGUUUCAAGACAACCUUCUCAGCCUGCGGCCAUUUGCCAAUCCCAAAGAGCUGUGGGAUAUCUGAGUGCUAACUAAACAAACUAAGGUUUACAUGGUGCCAAAGGCCUGCACUGAUCCGGACACUGUGCUAAUCCGUGUCGUAAUGCAAAGUGUGUGGCUUCGUCAGUACAGCACAAGAACCACAAACAGGACUUACACCAGGGAUCCUCAAAUCUGGCCCACGAGAUCCACUUUCCUGCAGAGUUUAGCUCUAACCCUAA